AUGGAGGCACUAGAUUGUACUGUGGUGGUGCUGGGUGAUGCGAUUGGGGUACCGGACUAUACUGUGGUGGUGCCGGGUGAUGCGGCUCGUACCGAGGUGGCUCAGAAUCCUCCCGCUGCAGAUGUGGCUCAAACUGUGACAACGGGAGAGGGUCGGUCAGAAUUAAUCCAGACUUUUAUUUAUCAGGGAAGUAAGGGCCUUUCGGCAGAUGCUAUUUGUCGAGGAGAAGUUUACCAAGCUGUGGAUGAAAGCUCCAAGCCAGUGACUGCUAAUGGAACUGAUCCAAGUAGGAAGAAUGAGAUUUCCAGAAAUGAUAAUUCUUCAAAAAGAUUAGACCAUAGUUCUGUCACAGAACAUUACAGAAAUAUUGAUACAAGUGGCAGAGCUGGAUCUGACAAUUUAGUCUCUGCAAAGGCUGCUGAAUUGGAAACUGAUCCGGAGACUGUUUCAAAAAAAAGGGGACGGAAACCUAAUUCUUUGAUGAAUCCAGUAGAAGGCUAUGAUCAUUCUUGGAUUUGUACAAUUAACAAAGACCCUAAAAUAUCUCAUGGCAAAAAGACUCAUGAAAAAGGAGUUGAUUUUUCACCUUCCACAACCCUAGUUUUGAAGAAGGCACCUUCAUCCUCGGCACAGGAAGGAGUAACUAGGACUGCAAGGGUUUCCUCUAAAACUAAUGCAAGCAAAAGUUUCUCUUCCCCAUCUGCAAGUAGUCUUCCAGGUGGAGAUCAUUCUGCUCAGAGGCGACCUAAGAAGAAACACAGCAUGAUGGAUCAGGAUGAUGACCGUAUCUCCAAGAGCAAGGUCUUGACUGCUUUGGUUGAAAACAAAGCACCACAACAUGCAGAUAUAACUGCAGAAGUUGAACCUGAAGACAGAAGUAAACCAGUAACUAAAAAAAGAAAAAACUCAAAACUUGGACAUGCCAUGAAGGAGAUUGAGCAGACAACUCAGGCACCUGGCUGUGUGUACUCAGAGAAAGAAGGAAAAGCCUCAAUUGAUACUGAGGAAAGAGAGCUGCGUCGGACAGUAGUAAAAAUUGAGGCUUCUGAGAACUGGCUUCCGGAUGAUACUACUGCAAACAAAGUUAUUACCGAAGCAUCUAGGAAAAAGAAGGUGAUUUCUAAGUCUUCAGGAAAAGAAUCUGGUAAAAAAGAAAGUAACAUUGACGAAAUGCCUAAGAGAAAUCUCAAAAGGAAACUAACUACAUGCACUGAAACGGAAUCAAAAGGGUUUCGCCGUGGUGAGGAAUUGAUUGGCAGAAAAAUAAAGGUUUGGUGGCCCCUGGAUAAGAUGUUUUAUGAAGGUAUUGUUGAUUCCUAUGAUCAUAUAAAAAAGAAACAUAGGGUGUUAUAUUCUGAUGGUGAUGAAGAACUAUUGAAUCUCAAAAAGGAGAACUGGAAGCUGAUUGGAAAUAAUGAUUUCCCUGAGGGAGAGAAUGACAUCAAUCGUCCAAUGCAAGAGAAUUCAUCAGAUUUAGUACAGAAGGUGAAAGACAAGAAGAAAGAAAGUGAGUCAGCCAAACGAGGGAAGGCUGAUUCGUCUGCAAGAAGGAGUGGAGCUGGAAGUAUCUCAUCCAAAAUCAAGGCCAGAAAACGUGUUAAAACUGUUGAUAAAACGACCCAAGACAACUCUAUUGGCACUGACAAGCCAAGAAAAGAUGCCUCUGCAAAAGCUUCAAAAGUUGAUCGUCUGAAAUUGAAAGGCAUCAAGCUGGAGGGUGAAAACUAAAGCAGAGACUCAUAGGGACUCAGAGUGAUGACAAAGUAAAUGUGAAAGUUGAGGCCGAAAGAGCAUUUUGGGAGUUUUGGUAAAGACAGAAUAGGCGCUGGGUUGUGGCCAUUCUGUUUUGUUUAUACAGCUGUACAUAUGGGAUGUCUAUGUAGUGAGAGUAGGCGGGCCGGGCCUUUAAUGGUGUUAACUGUCCUCUUUGAAUUGGUGAUAAUUUAGCAACUAUCCACACAAAAAGAUCAAAAUAUUGAACGAUCUUUUGAGUGGGCUUGAAGAUAGCUGUUUUAUCUCAUAGGCUGAAAUGGACUCUUCACCCAAUUAGUUUUGUGUUGUGGAAA
Molecule: messenger RNA, 2066 nt
Organism: Carica papaya (papaya)
Lineage: Eukaryota; Viridiplantae; Streptophyta; Magnoliopsida; Brassicales; Caricaceae
Source: RefSeq, a predicted model, not a curated record